Durotheca rogersii is the source of this 1770-nucleotide messenger RNA. RefSeq lists its product as uncharacterized. The record is from RefSeq and is a predicted model, not a curated record. The coding region runs from base 302 to 1240 and encodes 312 amino acids. The transcript has a single exon. NCBI's taxonomy places the organism in Eukaryota, Fungi, Ascomycota, Sordariomycetes, Xylariales, Xylariaceae.
GCGGAGGGUACUUGAUGCACACGUGCACAUACGCGUAUGUAUGCAAUGUUACUACCUAUAUGCGCGUAUCGCCUGCCCAUAUGCUAUAUGCAGGUACACUUCACUUAUCGGUACCGCUCUAUCCACCCCGACCUUGACCCAAGUAUCAGCUUUGGCCUUUGACUCUUCCUCCGCCAAACACGCACUCGUCAACACUUGAGUCUACCGCCACUUACAUACUAUAGUCCCUCCGCCGGCCGGCUCACCGACACCUCCCGCUCUCCGAUACGCCGUCAACUCACCCAUUCAUUCAUUCAUUUGCAUGUGGCAUCCUUCAUUCCUACCCCCUAUCUCUUCUCCGCUCCCCCACGCCGCAGAUCCCUGCCUGCUUCUUCACCACUAUCAUCCACACCCCUCCACAUGGUCACCGCUACGGCGGCGCAACAUAGCAUCUUCUAGACCGCUGGCAGAGAUGCCUGGGCUGGCCGCCUCUCGCUGGGCCCCCCGGCGACACUGCUCCCGGUCCGGCACCCUGCCCGACUCUCCGCUGCUACCGGCCUCGCAGCCCCCCAGCUCCACGACCCCCCAGACCCCCCGGACCACCCAGGCAACCCAGCCGGACCGGCCGUCGCCCGAUCGCGAGCUAUCGCGGUUCCUCAAGAUCAUCGCGCGACUCAAUUGGAAAUUGCCUUCUCUUAAGCAGGGAUACAUGGUGGCGAAGAACAGCGCGGGCAAGCCGCGGGACCAGGCGGAGAUGCACGAGAUCCAGUUCAAGCUGGACUUCCACGAGUUCUACAUGCUGGUCGAGCGGGCGCUGGUGCGGCUGCUGGCCGUGUUCGGCGUCGCGGUGGACGGGGGGGCGCCGCGGCCGGACGCGGGCGCGUUCCCGGGCCAGCAGCAGCAGCACCGGUACCACGCGAACGUGCUCGCGGCGCUCGACAACGCGGAGAACCCGCUGCACCGGGUCUUCGGCCAGCCCGAGGUCCGCCGCCAGCUGCUGCGCGCUAAGGAGCUGCGGAACCGCUGGAAGCACGCGGACGACGAGGACGAGCCCAGGCGGCCCCCGCCCGCGCCCCUCCAGGCCUACAACCUCGAGCUGAUCGUCGCCACCGUCCUCCAGGCCAUCGACCAGGCCCACGUCCUCGCCGUCCAGUACAUCCGCGAGAACAGCGGCGGGCUCGCCGCCGGGCAGUCGAACCCGGCCGCCGACGAAGAGGACUGGGAGUUCAUGGUGGAUGCCAUGGACUGGGAGGCCGUCUGAGCCGCGCCGUUUGCUUUCGGUGCAUGCAGUAUGCUCUCGCGCCGUCGACAGGGCAUGGCAUAGCAGGUCAAGGUCAGGCGUCAGCAAAAUUACCUCCCUCGGAUCCCUUGGAGUGCGGAAUGCCUUGAGUGCUUUUUUUUUUUUGCUUUCACGGGGCAGGGGUUGGUCGUGGUGUUUAUUCUCGUAACCUAGCUAGAAUCUGUGAUACCCGGACGUCUAGGGGGCUAGACGGUUCUCCCACCGUCGCCGGUGCGGGACGUGUGACGGCAGAGUCGAGACCCUCUUACGAUUCCAAAAAUAUGUUAUAUACCUAGUUGGUUUCCCACGAGCUGCGGGCUGGUUGUUAUUUUCCUGCUGGUGUUGCUGUAGGAUCGGGGAUGGAUGCAGAGGGGGCGCCGGCCAGCUCUCUGCUGGUCUCUAUGCAGCCACCAGAGCUUCGGCGAGGGCAUUCCCCCGUUAUUGUGUAUAUUAUAUAGGUAUAUCAAUUCCGUACCUGGACGGUGUACCUACCUAAUAUUAUUGCUUAGUAC